Molecule: messenger RNA, 1686 nt
Organism: Callorhinus ursinus (northern fur seal)
Lineage: Eukaryota; Metazoa; Chordata; Mammalia; Carnivora; Otariidae
Product: glutathione S-transferase theta-3-like
Biological process (GO): glutathione metabolic process
Cellular component (GO): cytoplasm
Molecular function (GO): glutathione transferase activity
Source: RefSeq, a predicted model, not a curated record
CCCUCUCCCCCGGAUUGCGCUCAUAGGCUCGGUGGCCUGGCCGUUUCUGUUCCCGGUCUUAUACCCUGGGCGCGGCCCCGGGGGUGGUCCGCUGCUUCCGCCAUGGGCUUAGAGCUCUACCUGGACCUGCUGUCCCAGCCCUCCCGCGCCGUCUACAUCUUCGCCAAGAAGAACGGCAUCCCCUUCGAGCUGCGCUCGGUGGAGCUGCUCAAAGGCCAGCAGCACAGUGAUGCUUUUGCCCAGGUGAAUCCCCUGAAGAAGGUGCCAGCCUUGAAGGACGGGGACUUCACUUUGGCUGAGAGUGUGGCCAUCCUGUUGUAUCUGAGUCGCAAGUAUGAGGUCCCCGACCACUGGUACCCCCAGGACCUGCAGGCCCGUGCCCGUGUGGACGAGUACCUAGCCUGGCAGCACACAGCCCUGCGGAGUAGCUGCACUCGAGCCAUGUGGCAGAAGAUGAUGUUCCCAGUGUUCCUGGGUGAACAGGUGCCCCCUGAGACAUUGGCAUCUACCUUGGCUGAGCUGGACAGGUGCCUACAGCUGCUUGAGGACAAGUUCCUAAAGGACCAGGACUUCGUUGCUGGACCUCACAUCUCAGUGGCUGACUUGGUGGCCAUCACAGAGCUGAUGCAUCCUGUCAGUGCUGGCUGCCAAGUCUUCAAAAGCCGACCCAAGCUGGCUGCAUGGCGCCAACGUGUGGAGGCCGAGGUGGGGAAGGAUCUCUUUCAGGAGGCACAUGCAGCUGUCAUGAAGGUCGAGGAUUUGCCUCCAGCUGACCCGGCCAUAAAGGAGAAGCUGAAGCCCUCCGUGCAGUGUUUAUUGCAGUGAGUGGAAGGCCAGGCUUGCAGAGAUGAUGGAGACCCUGUUGUUAGAAUGAAGAGGUGGAGUUGUCCCUCCCAGGCUGUGAGCAAGACACACUCUCCAGUCUCUGGUCCCUGGUUCCCUCCAAGCAUCAGGUCUUCGUUCCUUCUUCCGUCUGUUUCCACACUCCACUCCCGCCCCUUCCACUCUGACUUCGUGUCACCCCUGGAAAGAGCUUAGUAAACACAUAUUUGACCCCGGCUCUCCUGUGUUUGAAACUUUCCAUGGUGCUGAACUGCUCUGGGGCUAAAGUAUGAAUCACUGAACUUUGCAUUCAAGGCCUUGCCCACCCCUCCAGGGCACUCCCUUCUAGUUGCACACGGUAGCCCAUCAUUUUUAGACCCCUUCUCCCAGCUCCCACCUCUACCUCCUGGCCUUGGCUUAGGCUGUUUUCAUUGCUAAUAGGGCCUGUCUUCACCUUUGCCCGGUGCCCCUUCUGGUCUUUAGGCAUUUGUCACCAUUCACUUCUCCAGGGAGGCUUCCCUGACUUCCUCAGCUCCAGGCCAAGUCAGGUGACACCCCCCCCACCCCCCAGACUCCUUAGCCCCAGUGCCUCCCUCCCCUCAACCCUGGAACAAAGCUGGUUCAACACCCCCUCAACUGAGCACAUGUCAUAGAUGGGGGUCACGCUGGUGAAGAGAUGUCUGAAUCAGGCAUGGCCUUGUUCUCUUAGGUCUCUGUCCUCCCUCUGGGGUGAUGCUGUCUCCCACAGGUGGGUUGGGUGCAGGGCUGGUUUCUGAAGCUCCUUGCAGGGAGGGAAGUCCCAUGUUAGUUCCUGGCACUCUGGGUGCUGCUGCUGCUGAGGGAACAGAAGGCAAGCUGAGGACA